Lymnaea stagnalis (great pond snail) is the source of this 1224-nucleotide messenger RNA. NCBI's taxonomy places the organism in Eukaryota, Metazoa, Mollusca, Gastropoda, Lymnaeidae. The record is from the annotation of a GenBank genome assembly.
CUGUUAAGCUCGCUAGGUGUGUACCUACCGGGUAUGUAAUAUUUAAUUAUGUUUUGAUGUGCUCUACGGCACCGAGGUGAUCCAAACUUUGUAGUGCGAAAUGAAUCGAGAAUUCGAAGGUAAAGCAGUCAUUGUAACCGGUUCAAGUGCCGGGAUUGGUGAGGCCAUAGCCUUCCUCUUUGCUCAGAGAGGGGCCUCUGUGACUCUUUGUGGACGCGACGAAGAAAGGCUCAACGCAAGUUUAGAAAAAUGCCUUAAAGCCGGAGGAGAGACGACGUCAGACAAAAUCAUCAUGGUUUGUGGAGAUGUGAACGAGAGGCAAGUCAGGACCAGCAUUGUUGAAAGUACCGUGAAGAAGUUCGGUCGCUUGGACGUGUUGGUAGCGAACCACGCGGACGGGAGCUCUUCCAAUUUCGCGGAGGAAACGGAGGACGAGUAUGACAAAAUAAUGAACACCAACUUGAAGUCUGUGGUGUUUCUAAUAAAGGAGGCCAUACCCCAUUUGGAAAAGUCGCAGGGAAACAUCGUCUGCGUCUCGUCUGUGGGAAGUACAAAGGCGUCUCCCGGUCACGUGUCCUAUUUGUUAAGCAAAGCUGGCAUGGACCACAUGGUACGAUGUCUUGCUCUGGAGUACGCCCCCAAAGGUGAGCUGACCACAGGCCUGGUGUAGUAUGCUUACAUUUAGAGAUAACGUAUUACAAUUAUAUUUCAACAACCCCCCCCCCUUUUUUUUUAUAUCAUCUUUAUACGGAGGGGCGGCAUCUCCGGUCAAAUCCAGCGUUAUUUUUCUUGGGGGGGGGGGGGGGGGUUGUCGCAAAAAAUCUAAGUCCGCACUAACCCUAGCUACGCCACUGUCUUCUAUUCGCCUACCUCUGACUUAAGUCAACAUAUUUUUUUAAUAUCAUACACAGGUAUUAGAGUGAAUGCUGUCAACCCGGGGCUUGUAAGCAACACUCUCAUCGCUCGCCAUUACAAGGGCAAUCCCCAACAGCUGAAAGCAUACUUGGAUUCCAUCGCAGCUAAACACCCUUUGCGUGGGCGUGCCAGCACAGCCGAGGAGCAGGCCGAGGUCGUGUCCUUCCUGGCCAGUGAGAGAGCCAGCUUUGUAACUGGCCAGUGUGUGAAAGUUGAUGGUGGCGCUAGUCUGCUUUAAAACUGGCAUGUCUCAAUGCUUGAAGCGCACACUUGAUUAGGUCACAGCUUUUGAUAUUUUUUCUUUAAAAA